Molecule: messenger RNA, 2582 nt
Organism: Triticum urartu
Lineage: Eukaryota; Viridiplantae; Streptophyta; Magnoliopsida; Poales; Poaceae
Source: RefSeq, a predicted model, not a curated record
AGCCUGUCUCGCCCCAUCUCUCUCUCUUCUCCAACGCAACGGUCGAAACACGGCGGCCGCCGAGAUCCCCGCCGCCUCCACCGGAGAGAGCCGGGGCACGCGCGCCUACCCUAGAGAGGGGUGGGUGUGUUGGGUCCGCAGGAGAGCGGAGUGCGCACCUGCUCGUACGACGGCGCAGCCAUCCCGCGCUCCUCGGCUCCCGCUUCGACGCCGACAAGGUCGCCCAUCUCUUCCCGCAGGAAGUACCAGUAGCCGGGCAGACAGAGAAGAUCACCUGAGUAUACUAUAUUGGACCAUGAACUGAAUGAUGCUAGAAAUGAAUUAGCUUCGAUGCUUGGCAAUAUACUAGUUUUUGCCAAGACUACCCCACUAAACGAAAAAAGUUACGUUGUCCGCUGCCGAAUGAAAUGCUAACAGCAAAAAUGGAAAGCUACAGUAGCCACGCCAAGCAUAUAUAACAUUGGGGAGGAAAGCACCCCGCAUCAGGAUCACAUAAAGGAGUUAAAACGAUCAAAAAGGUCAUGUUCCCGAAGUUCACUUCCAGUUUCUUUCUCCAUAAUCUUCUGUUAGUCUUCUCUCAAUCUUCCUCCAUUUCUGCUCCAUCAUCUUGAAUUUCAACUAAUUUCACUUAUUUCUUUUUAACCUUGACCAGGAUUGAAUUUAUGCACUGAAGUUGAAUGAGAUGUUGGUUGACACGCACUCUUUGACUUCAUGAAUGAGGAAUCUUGGUCAUUGCUCUACAACUGCUGGGGCUUCGUUCUUUUUUGAUGGGACAUUUUCACUGAAUCAAACACGGUCUUUGCACCAAGGCGUUCGAGAUAAAAUAAUUUAGUCUGGCAAACAGCGGAUAUUUCAUUUCGUCUGCUCAAAACUGUCCCAAAUUGCCUACCAGCAGACUCCAUCAGAUCCUCUCCCCUUCCGUGCAGCAAAUCUGACAUGGGCGUAUCAACUGCCAACUGCCAACUGCCAACUGUCUACUGUCAACUCCUUUCAGGCAGUUGCACUAGUGAAUCAAAAACCAAAACAGGCCCGGCCGGGAUGCCUCGACAGGAGAGGCAUUAAUGAGACACGAGCUGCUCACUUAAAUGAUGAGAUCCAGACACCUCAUAGCACAAAGAAAAAACAUAAAUCAAUGGACCUGUCACAUACUGGCGUGCUGCUCUGAUCCACAGACAGGCCCAUGGAGACUCUCCUCUGCAUCUAAUACAAACCUGAGGCUUGUGUUUUCAGCGUGCACCUUGUUCAGGCAGGCCCAUGGAGAUCCGGACCAAGGACAACGCAUGGCGCCUGCUGCUCGUGCUCUUCCUCGGCCAGCUCGUGGCCUUCUCCAUGGCAGCCUGCAGCUUCGCCUCCUCUUUCAUUGCCAAUCUCGGAGUUGAUGCACCACUUGCGCAAUCAUUCUGCACACAUCUCCUGUUGACCUUAGUUUAUGUGCCAAUCCUCUUGCAUCGACGACACAAGCUGCGGAUACCUUGGUAUUGGUACUUAGUGCUGGCCUUCGUCGAUGUCCAGGGAAAUUAUCUGGUUACUGAGGCGUACCAGUACUCAUCCAUCACCAGCGUAACAUUGUUGGAUUGCUGGACUGUUGUAUGGGCUAUCAUACUCACCUGGUACGCACUAGGCACGAGAUAUUCUUUCUGGCAAUUUCUGGGGGCAGGGACCUGUGUGGCUGGGCUAGCACUUGUGCUCCUUUCAGAUGCAAAAACUCCAGAUGCGCAAGAUCCAAAUAAAAUACCACUUCUAGGGGAUGCCCUUGUUAUUGCCGGGACAGUUUGCUAUGCAUUUAGCAAUGUCGGGGAGGAAUACUGUGUCAAGAAGAACGACAGAGUAGAAGUUGUCGCAAUGCUUGGACUAUUUGGGGUGCUUGUCAGUACAAUUCAGAUACUUAUAUACGAAAGGAAGAGCGUAGAAGCAAUUGUCUGGUCUCCAACAAUGAUAAGUUUGUUUGCAGGAUACGGCAUUGCAGGAUUUAUGUUCUACACCAUUACUCCAUUUGUCCUCAAGAUGAGUGGAGCAACAUUGCUUAACCUCUCGCUCUUAACAUCUGACAUGUGGGCAGUCGCCAUUCGAGUAUUUUUCUAUCGGCAACAGAUAAACUGGUUGUACUAUCUAGCAUUCGCAGUUGUGGCCAUUGGAUUGAUCAUCUACUCACUGAAUGAGAAUUCUUCGGCUGAUGCAACAGCUACAAGUACAGAAGCAGCCGCUCACUAUCAACAACUUCCAAGUGAGGAGAGCUCAAUAGGAAGUGGUUCCAAUUUGGACAGAAAAGAAAGGAAGCAACAAGAAGCUCACAUCUGUUAAGGGAGCCAAUGUACAAAGUCAUCUCCACAGUUGCAACAGCAAAUUUCUGAUUGAGCCUGUGCUGCCACAUCCUUGCAAGGGCAGCUGCUCAGGAGAAGCAACAUAGACUUCGUGCCAUGCCAUUUGCGUGUUCAUAAGAAAGUGUCUAUGUCUUGGUCGACCGAGAAUUAACUAAUUCUCAGUUGAUUUUACAAAUUUGUGCAUACAAAUCUAAUACAAUGUUUACCAUGAUAUAACAAUUUAUGCAUCUCGUGCAAUCAUGCUCUCAUAGUUUAGAGAUA